Messenger RNA from Girardinichthys multiradiatus, 8110 nucleotides. It is a transcript of the gene dock4b, whose product is annotated as dedicator of cytokinesis 4b. The coding region runs from base 166 to 6111 and encodes 1981 amino acids. Gene Ontology annotation, biological process: small GTPase-mediated signal transduction; cell chemotaxis. NCBI's taxonomy places the organism in Eukaryota, Metazoa, Chordata, Actinopteri, Cyprinodontiformes, Goodeidae. The record is from RefSeq and is a predicted model, not a curated record. Gene Ontology annotation, molecular function: guanyl-nucleotide exchange factor activity; GTPase activator activity; small GTPase binding. The transcript has 53 exons. Gene Ontology annotation, cellular component: plasma membrane; cytoplasm.
CAGUGUAUGUGGUGGUGGAGGCGACGCUUUCUCCUUUCUGUAACCUAAACAAUGACUCCUGCUACAGACCGGAGGAGAGCCCACUGAUAGAAUGCUUCACAUAGACCUAAAACCUGACAUUUAGCUGCUAUUCCGUCCGCUCGUUUAAACAUCCCGAGCGUAAACAUGUGGAUACCUUCAGAACAUGAGAAAUACGGCGUCGUGCUGGCCAGUUUUCGAGGAACCGUCCAGCAUGGCCUCCCACUGGAAAUCGGAGAUACAGUGCAGAUUCUGGAGAAAUGUGAAGGAUGGUACAGAGGAUUUAUUCUAAAGAAUCCUAACGUCAAGGGUAUCUUUCCAUCCAGCUACAUCCACCUGAGGAAUGCCAUUGUGAAGAACAAAGGGCAAUUUGAGACCGUGAUUCCCAUCGAAGACUCGGUCAUCACGGAGAUGACAUCGACACUGCGAGAGUGGGGCACCAUGUGGAAACAGCUCUAUGUGAAAAACGAGGGGGAUUUGUUCCAUCGGCUCUGGCACGUGAUGAAUGAAAUCUUGGACCUGAGGAGGCAGGUGCUGGUCGGCCACCUCACUCACGACCGGAUGAAGGACGUCAAGCAGCACAUAACGGCGAGAUUGGAUUGGGGCAACGAACAACUUGGCUUGGACCUGGUGCCCAGGCGGGAGUUCAGCAUGGUGGACCCUGAUGAAAUCGGUGUAACAGAGCUUUACAGACUGAUGGAACAUCGGCAUCGUAAGAAAGAUACUUCUGCGCCUGCGAGCACCCAUCAUUUGUUUGUCCAUGUGAAAAGCCUGAUGAGUGCCAAUCUGGGGGAGGAGCUGGAAGUUUUCUUUCACAUUUAUGAUGGACGGGAGAAUCGGCCGCUCAGUGAACGCUUCUUUGUCAGGCUGAAUAAGAGCGGCUUGCCCAAGUGGCCAGAGAAGGCCGACAGACAAUGCACGCUGUUUGUGGAUUUGGGAAGCAGUGAUCUACGGAAAGAUGUCUACAUUGUUGUACAUAUCAUAAGAAUUGGGAGGAUGGGAGCAGGAGAGAAGAAGAACACAUCCAAUGUGCAGUACAGGCGGCCAUUCGGCUGUGCUGUUGUCAGCAUUGCUGAUCUCCUCACUGCUGACUCCAAGGAUGACCACUUGCUUAAGGUUUAUGCAUGCAACACAGAGAUUGAGUGGUACCAAAUUCACGAGAACAUCAUAAAAAAGGCCAAUUCCAGGUACAACUUGUCUGGAUCCAACACCGGUCUGGCGGUGGCUCUACAGCUCCUCCAUGGAGACAUAGACCAACUAAGACGAGAGUACAUGGUGCUCUUCACCCGGGGGGUGUGCAUAACCAGGAAACUGGGCUUCUCUGACAUCAUCAUGCCUGGUGAGAUGAGGAACGACCUUUACAUGACGCUGGAGAAAGGAGAGUUCGAAAAGGGUGGGAAGAGCGUUGCCCGAAACGUGGAGAUCACCCUGUACGUGCUGGAUGCUGAUGGACAAAUCCUCAAGGGUUAUGUGGCUGCUGGCUCCGGCGAGCCAGGCGGGGACGAGUACCACUCCCUGGUGCUGUACCACAACAACAGCCCCCGCUGGGCCGAGCAGAUCAAGCUCCCCAUCCCGGUGGACAUGUUUCGAGGGUCUCAUGUCCGCUUCGAGUUUCGGCAUUGCUCCACUAAAGACAAAGGAGAGAAGAAACUGUUUGGAUACUGCUUUGUUCCUCUGAUGCAGGAAGAUGGCAGGACUCUGCCAGAUGGCACCCAUGAGCUCAUUAUCUAUAAGUGUGAGGAGAACACCAGCUUGGCGGACUGUUCGCGCUACCUGAAGCUGCCGUUCUCCAAGGCCAACCUUCCGUCCAACAAUCAGACGCUGAAAGGCGCCAAGGAGUCUUUCUGGAUCACCAGCUUCCUCUGCUCCACCAAGCUCACACAAAAUGGUGACAUGCUGGACCUGUUGAAGUGGCGAGCCCACCCUGAAAGGAUCAACGACAGCCUCUCGAAACUGAAAGAGAUAGACGGCUCUGAGAUUGUCAAAUUUCUUCAGGACACCCUGGACACCCUCUUUGGCAUUCUUGAUGAAAGCUCCCAGAGAUAUAGCCUAAAGGUGUUUGAUUCACUUGUUCAUAUCAUCAACCUCCUUCAGGACAGUAAAUUCCAGCACUUCAAGCCGGUCAUGGACACCUACAUUGAGAGUCACUUUGCUGGAGCUUUGUCUUACAGGGACCUGAUGAAAGUACUGAAGUGGUACAUGGAUCGCAUUGUUGAGGCAGAGCACCAGGAUCACAUACAGCAGGUUCUCAAGGCCAGUGAGUACAUCUUCAAGUACAUUAUCCAAUCUCGCCGGCUCUUCUCUUUGGCCACUGGAGGCCAGAACGAGGAGGAGUUCAGAGCCUGCAUCCAUGAGCUCUUCAUGUCAAUCUGCUUCUUCCUCUCGCAGGAGAAUAAAGGAAUCAGUCCAGUCGCUCAGACGCAGGCGGUAUUCCUUCGAACCUUCCCAGCCAUCUACAGCGAGCUGCUGAAGUUCUUCACUGUGCGAGAGGUUGCUGGAUUCGUCAGGGAGACGCUGGCAAGCCUGCCCACCGUGGUCCAGGCCGACAGUCCCCUGGAGGCGGUCAAACUGCAGUGCAUUUCCAAGACAGUGGAAAGCCAGCUUUACAUUAACCCAGAGUCCCGAUGCAUCCUGCUACCCGUUGUGCUCCGAGUGCUGCAAACCUGCCUGCAGGAGCAGAGGGAUCUGGUCAUGUGUGCACGCAUCUUCACCAGCAUGCUGUCCCUCAUUAAGAAGGAGGAAAACGGCAUUGUGGAGCCUGCUGUGUUGGAGGAAGUGGAGCUAAUAGUGGAAAGCCUGCUGGGAGUGUUACUGAGGACCAUCCUGGAAAUCAGCAACCGGCCCCAACCUGCUGGACCUGCCAUGAGACUGCAGUUUCAGGAUGUCACUGGUGAGUUUGUGGCAUGUUUGUUGGCGCUUCUGCGACACAUGAGUGACAAACACUACCAGAAGCUGCUACAGGCCUUCAGCAGCAAGGACGACUUGAGGGACUUCCUGCUUCAUAUCUUCACAGUCUUCAGAAUCCUAAUCAGACCUGAGAUGUUUCCCAAAGACUGGACUGUGAUGCGACUUGUCACAAACAACGUCAUUAUCACAACCGUCCUCUACCUUUCUGAUGCGCUGAGGAAGAAUUUCCUCAGUGACAAGUUUGAUUACAAGGUUUGGGACUCCUAUUUCUACCUGUCUGUAAUAUUCAUCAACCAGCCUUGUCUUCAGCUUGAGUCCUUCUCACCCUCCAAGAGGAAGAAGAUUCUGGAGAAAUAUGGAGACAUGAGAGUGAUGAUGGGCUGUGAGAUCUUCAGCAUGUGGCAGAAUUUAGGGGAGCAUAAGUUGAACUUUAUUCCAGCCAUGAUUGGGCCGUUCCUGGAGGUGACCCUGGUGCCCCAACCCGAUCUGAGGAAUGUCAUGAUCCCAAUCUUCCAUGACAUGAUGGACUGGGAGCAGAGACGCAGUGGCAAUUUCAAGCAGGUGGAGGCCAAGCUGAUUGACAAACUCGACAGUCUGAUGUCUGAGGGUAAAGGAGAUGAAACGUACAGGGAGCUCUUCAAUAGCAUAAUUCCUCUGUUUGGUCCGUACCCUAGCCUGCUGAAGAAGAUUGAAAGGGAGACAUGGAGGGAGAGCGGGAUCUCUCUGAUUGCAACUGUCACUCGUCUGAUGGAAAGGCUGCUGGACUACAGGGAUUGUAUGAAGUUGGGGGAAGUGGAUGGUAAAAAGAUUGGAUGCACCGUCAGUUUAUUGAACUUUUACAAAACGGAACUGAACAAGGAGGAAAUGUACAUCCGCUACAUCCACAAACUGUACGACCUCCACCUCAAAGCCCAGAACUACACAGAGGCUUCAUACACCCUGCUGCUGUAUGACGAAUUACUGGAAUGGUCAGACAGGCCGCUCAGAGAGUUCCUUAACUACCCCAUGCAGAGCGAGUGGCAUAGAAAGGAGUACUUGCAUCUCACGAUCAUCCAGAACUUCGAUAGGGGAAAGUGUUGGGAGAAUGGCAUCAUCCUUUGCAGGGAGCUUGCUGACCAGUACGAGUCUUACUACGACUACAGGAACUUGAGCAAAAUGAGGAUGAUGGAAGCAUCCCUGUAUGACAAAAUCAUGGACCAGCAAAGAUUAGAGCCUGAAUUCUUCAGAGUUGGCUUCUAUGGAAAGAAGUUCCCUUUCUUCUUACGGAAUAAAGAGUUUGUGUGCCGCGGCCAUGACUACGAGAGGCUGGAGGCUUUCCAGCAGAGGAUGCUCAACGAGUUUCCCCACGCCAUCGCCAUGCAGCACGUCAACCAGCCGGACCAGACCAUAUACCAGGCCGAUGCACAGUAUCUGCAGAUCUAUGCUGUAACUCCCAUCCCAGAGAGCCAGGACGUGCUGCAGCGAGAUGGGGUGCCUGACAACAUCAAAAGCUUCUACAAGUUUAAUCACAUCUGGAGGUUCAGAUACGACCGACCGUUUCACAAGGGCACCAAAGACAAGGAGAACGAGUUUAAGAGCCUGUGGGUGGAGAGGACUACCCUGACUUUGGUUCAGAGUCUCCCCGGCAUUUCCCGCUGGUUUGAAGUUGAGAAGCGAGAGCUGGUGGAGGUAAGUCCGUUGGAGAACGCCAUUGAAGUGAUCGAGAACAAGAACCUGCAAUUACGCACUCUGAUCACCCAGUGUCAGAGCCGGCAGAUGCAGAACAUCAACCCCCUCACCAUGUGCCUGAACGGGGUCAUUGACGCCGCCGUCAACGGAGGGCUGGCCCGCUACCAAGAGGCCUUUUUCGUGAAGGACUACAUCAUGAAUCAUCCCGAGGAUGGAGACAAGAUUGGCCGACUGAGGGAGCUCAUGUUUGAACAGGCGCACAUCUUAGAAUAUGGCCUCACUGUUCACGAGAAGUAUGUUCCCCAAGACAUGAGACCUCUCCAUAAGAAGUUAGUGGACCAGUUCCAUCUCAUGAAAUCCAGUCUGGGCAUACAGAAACCCCAGGAGUUCCCGGCUUAUGUGCGCGCAAGCCCUGUGCCCUUCAUCAACGGGAGCCCGCGGACUUACAGGAACUCCGUGCCCAGUAUCAUCAGCCCCGACACGGGCAGAGGGGUUGCAAGGCGGAGCUACCCUGCAGUGAACCGUUACUCCUCAUCCUCUCUUUCAUCUCAAGCCUCCAAUGAAGUCAGUAACAUCACCGGACAGUCAGAGAGCUCAGAUGAAGUCUUCAACAUGCAGCCCAGUCCGUCUACCUCGAGCCUCAGCUCCAACCAUUCCGCCUCGCCCAACGUCACCAGCUCGGCCCCCUCUAGUACCAGAGGUUCACCUCAAAUGGCAGAGAAACACAAGCAUUCCAGAGAAAAUGCCUGUCUGUCUCCGCGAGAGAGACCGGUCAGUGCCAUCUUCCCCAACCCCCUUGAUCCUGCACAGAGAGUUCCUGCUCACCAGAUAGGUGACACCACUCUACCCAGGAGUGACCCCAACCUCUCAGCACCAGACAAAGUGAGACCCACUCCCAGUAGCUGGAGCCUAGACAGUGUCAAAGAGCGUGCAACAUCCUUCUCUGACAGUGUCGGCAAACCCGCAUGCCCUCCAAUACCUCCUAGGCCACCUUACCAAGUUUCCACUGCCAAAAACGCAAGGUCGCAGUCCCCAGGUCCCAUGUCCAGAUCGCCGCAAAAGACCACCAUGCCACCUUUCACUCCUUCUCCCACUGAGUGCCAGUCUACAAGCCUGGUCUCCAACUCCCCAGUGCUGUCUGGCAGCUACAGCAGCGGCAUAUCCUCCCUGAGCCGCUGCAGUGUGUCCGAAGCCUCAGGCACUGAGCUGCCCACAGGUGACCACCCGCCCCACCCUCUGCCCCCGCCUAGCGCCCUGCCAAACUCCAUCUCCAGCAGCUCGGACGAGCCAAUCCGCCGAGAGAAUAAGACUCCCCCUCCUUACAGCGUGUAUGAGAGAAACAACCCCCGCCGGCCCGUGCCGCUCCCCCACAGCCUCUCCAUUCCGCCGCAGACGGACCCCCCAGCCUUGCCACCCAAACCUCACCAGCUACGCACAGGCAGCAUGAAGCUGGACGGGAACGCUGACCCUCGGGUGCCAAGACCAAGACCUCUGCCCAGGAAGGUGUCUCAGCUAUAGGUGUAUAUGUAGGUGAAAUAAUAAAACACACUGGCGUAUUUUGCACUUUUCUACCUGGCACUGAUGAUGUGAUUCUCAGUUAAGUGUUCCUGACGUUCCAAUAAAACAGGCAAGAUUACUGAUUACCAGGCAGUCGGAAACUAACAAAAUGGUAAAACCACAAGAUAAAAAAAACACUUCACUUCCAUAUUUACAAGAGGCUUCGACUUUGACGUGGUCAUUCCACAUUGUCUCUACAACAGACAGUGAGUCAACCACGGUCAGUCAUAAUGUAUGUUUACCUAAACAUUCUAGAAAAAAACAAUUUUGAUAGAAGUAAUUUCAGAUGUAUGUAUAUUGGUAUAAAUGAGGUUUUUUUGCCUUAAGUAUUGGAAACAGAGUCUUUUAUCUGUGAGUCUUGCACGUUUUUUUUUAUUAUCUCUCUUUUUUUUAAUAACUCAGUAUAGUUCAGCAACAAAAGGUGCUAGAGGCCUUGAGUAUGCAUUUCAGUGAAGUGUGGAAGACAAGGGUGUGUUCUCAUUGUUAUAUCCUCACAUUUGUAGAAAAUCUAUCAAAAGAGCAUAAACUUUAAAUUUUUGUAAAAUUUCAAUUUAGAGUUGUGUCAAAGACUGCAUUUGUACCUCACGUUACAGUUCUUAAAAUAGUUGUGACUAGACGUGGGCCAGUAUGAGAUUAUCAUGGUAUUGAGUAAAAAUACCACAGUUUCAGGGUACCAUAUUUACAAAACAUAAAUUUAAGGAAUAAUAAGAAAGCUGCAACCUGGUAAUUUGACAGUAGGAAUGAUAUUGUAAAAACAUAUUUAAACUCUAAACAUUUAUGGCCUUUGGAUACUAUUUUUGAACAUAUUUGGUAAUUUUUCUGCAGUAAUGUAAAAUGGCUAAAUUAUCUUUGGCACAGUAACAUCUCAUGAUUAAGAGUAGAGACGUUUUACAUGCUGCUUUACAAACCAACACACUGUCCAUAUUUCUUAAACUCACUGAAGUAAAGUCAUGAAGUCUGGACCAAAUGCAUGCACUCAUACCAGUUUGCUGACCGAGGUUUAAUGCUCUUUAUGUGAACACACCCUAUUCUUUCUGCAUGACAUGUACAUGAUAACACAUCUUUGGGUGUGGAGGGGUUAGCAGUUAUUGUGCCAAAGGAAACUGGAAGAAAAAAAUUCCUAUAAUCUCUAUUCUUUACCUCAAAUUUUGAAGCAAACGGCUGAGAAAUGCUUGAACAUUGCAUUUACAAAAUAACCUUCCUUUAAAAGUCCAAGCUAAUCUCUACUUUGCCCCAAUCAGUUGUGAAUCUAGACGAGCACAAAAAUGAUUUUAUGAACCGUAUGAGUAAACAGUAUGUGGAAGGUGGAGUUGGGGUUUUGCAAUCAAUAGUGACCUUAAACAAUAAAUAAGAGGAUUGAUGUGUGGGAUGAAUAUCUUCAAACAAGUCAAAGUCAAAUAUUUGUACAGUUGAGAGUUUCUUUCUGUUCAAUUAAAAUCAUGGAUGUGAGUAGACUGCACGAUGAGUAGUUGCUCUGUUCAGCCACAUCAUGUUGCAUUGCUGUGGUGAAAAGAUGUCCUGCGACAGGAACAUUUCACACUGUUUUGUAAAUUAGAGGGAAUGUCAGCAUAAAUCUUCAGCAAAUUAACUUUGGGAUGUGGGGGGAUUGGGUAGCUUUAGUAUUGUUUGUAUUUUAAUUUUUUAUUACAUGUUGUGAAUUUUUGAGAUUAAAUAUUCACAUUAAUCAGUACUUGAGAACAUGUAAAUUAUGAAGAGAUCAAUGUAAGUAUGCCAAAUAUGAAAUUUGUGUAUUUCAAUUAAUGUAAAUACUGUGUUUUUAACAAGAUGUAGCUAUAACAAUUUACAGCUUUGAAUGUAAUGUUGAAGCAGCAAAUUAUUAUAAAUGUUCAAACUUUUAUUGUUUUGUGAGUGUAGAGAAACUGAGGUCAUGCACAAUGACUCUUAACUCAUUUACAAGUUCAAUAAACUGCCCUAUGGAAUAAAGGUGGAGUCACUGAAA